Molecule: messenger RNA, 3461 nt
Organism: Sclerotinia trifoliorum
Lineage: Eukaryota; Fungi; Ascomycota; Leotiomycetes; Helotiales; Sclerotiniaceae
Source: the annotation of a GenBank genome assembly
GCGUUCUACCUAUGCUUUCGGAUUUUGCCUUCCUCUUGACGGAUGAGGAAGGUAAAUCAAUUCCUCUUAUCAAUCGGGACACAGACAAAUCUUGUUAAAAUGUUCUCAUCGAGGGGAAUAAUCAAAGCUUCCCCGCACUUCACAAUGCUAAAGUAAUUUCUAUUGGGGCAAGAUAACUGACUACGAAAUCACGCCAGCAGUGCAACUCUCUACGUAGAUUGUGUAUCCUGACUCUUCUCCUCUUUGCAGAGUCUAUAACUAUCUGCUCUCCUGAUCUCAAUUAUGUGUGCUUCACCCUCCUUCUCAACCCCAGAAAUGACCGGGAAAGUCAAGAAGCGCGUUCUCUGCGGCUAUGGAGUUGAUAUUGAUGCCGUGGCCGGAUGGUUAGGCUCAUAUGGUGGAGAAGACUCGACCUCAGACAUCAGUAGAGGUUCGUCAUUCAAUUUCACAACAAUGUCGUCUUCUAUUUUCAUUCUCGAGAUCUUUUCCGUGAAUCCUUCUUACCAGAGGUGAUUCAAUGCUUGUGAGAAUUGAAGCUUCCAAUUCUCGAAGGAAAAGUUAUUCCUAUUAUCCGAUUGAUUCGUGAACAAUCAAACUUACACUAUUCAGGCCUGUUCGCUGGUACAAUCGGUGUUCGUCGUCUUCUCAAGCUCUUUGAGAAGAACAACAUGAAGGCAACUUGGUUUAUACCGGGUCAUUCCCUUGAGACAUUUCCUGAAGAAUGCGCCAUGGUCCGGGACGCAGGGCAUGAGAUUGGUCUCCACGGAUACUCUCAUGAAAAUCCCAUUGAUAUGACGCUUGAGCAGCAACGAGAUGUUCUUGAUAAAACGUACAGGUUGUUAACAGAUUUCUGUGGAAAACCUCCAAGGGGAAGUGUUGCUCCAUGGUGGGAGACAAGCAAGGAAGGAGCGGAACUUUUACUGAGCUACGGAAUUGAAUAUGAUCAUAGCAUGAGCCAUGAUGAUUGUCAAAUGUACUGGUUAAGACUCGGAGAUACUUGGACCAAAAUUGAUUAUAGUAAGAAGGCAGAAGAGUGGAUGAAGCCACUUGUCAAGGGUGUACCAUCUGGCAUGGUGGAAAUUCCAGCUUCAUGGUACAUUGAUGACUUACCUCCCAUGAUGUUUAUCAAAAAGUCACCCAAUAGUCACGGAUGGGUGGACCCGAAAGUUGUAGAACAGAUGUGGCUUGAUCAUUUCGACUACUUUUACGAGAAUUACGAUGAAUUCGUUUUCCCUAUGACUAUUCAUCCCGAUGUUUCAGGGCGACCACAUGCUUUGAAGAUGCAACAAAGGUAUGCAAUUGCUCCUCUUUCUGUUGUCUAGGGAUUUUUCGAUUUUUCUUGCAUUCUUGGCAUUUUGAUCUCGCCGGCAUAUAGUACUUUCAUACAUUCGGCAGCACGCUAACAAUAUGCAGGAUCAUUGAUCAUAUUAACAGACAUGAUGGAGUUGAAUGGGUUACAUUUGAGCAAAUGUCUGAUGACUUCAAAAGCAAAAACAAACCCGAGACAGGUGCAAGGAUGCCAGCUGCACCAGGAGAAAUUUUGGAGAGAUAGGAAAAAGAAAUGGCUCCGGCGACCCUGUGACGCGUGUAUGGGGGAUAUCGAAGACAAACAGUCAUCCUUCAGGAUAUAGUCCUGUCGAUUUUACAUGUUGCCUUGUAAGUUAGUUGAUCCUUGGGUCGACGAUCUAUACCUGCAGAAAUCAUGUCAGUUUGAUUAGAUUUUGGAGGAAUGAAAUGUAUCGGAAUGUUUUAAGAAAUAAAAUUUCCUCGUUUUUAAUAGUUUAAUCUUUCAGGUAAGUUGAGCUUUUGGGACUGGUAAUGCCUUGGAGUGAAUAGCUCAACUAACCAUUAAGGGGGCUAGAAAUAAUGAGUGCAAGGUACGUGAAUACUGAUACAGCGGACAAGCGAAUGCAUAGCUUGAUACUUUCGCGCGCACAAUAUUUAAACCAUAUCGUUCAUUAGAACACCCCUAAAAAUACAAAAAUAAACUACAAGAUUUAUCAUUUCCAUUGUCUGGCAUCUGGAAAUACAAUGACUUCAGAGAUGUCACUCUCUGGCUGGCCCAAAAGACCAAUACUCGAUUACACGAAAGACAAUAGUGGUUCCUUCACCUGCUUGGGAACAGGAUCUCUAGAUGCGCCAGACACCAAAGUAUACCAUAUCUCAAAGUUGCUUCUGGCUUACCAUUCUCCACAUUGUAUGUACCCAUCCUCUAAAUGUUUACAAAACUUCUACACCAUUAGCUCUUCAAUCUAAUUCUCGUCUAGUUCGCAAAUUCUCCGAUUAAGAAUUGGAGUUACAUAAUUUUAGUCUUCAGGUUAAUGGAGCCUUCGAAGGCCAACCCCAAGGUAUUUCUGUCGCAUCGUACAGUAUAUGAAUACUGGCUCGAUCAUUAUGCCAACCAAGGCCAUUAAUGACAUGGUUGUCUCUGACUGCAGCAAUUGCACAUCCGCAUCACUUGAAAAACGCUGCAGAGAUGGCCUCACCCUUUCGACACAUGCACACAUUUGGUACCUUGCAGGUUUUUCAUGAUUCCGCAUUGCCAAAAUGUCACUAUCGACCAUAUGUACAGACCUCUCUCUCGUAUCGCGACUCAGAAUUAUACCAAUGGUGAUUUUUAUGGCGACAGCUUUUGUCAUCACAGACUCCAUUAAUAUGUGUUAAAUUGCCCAUGCAGCUAAACCAGCUGCCAGCUACAUUCAACGAGUUAUGUCACCUGGUCGGGCAAUUUUGCGCCUCUCAUGGUGUCUAUGUUAAAUGGACCCGAGAGCAACGUGAUUUUAUACCAAGAAUGUUUCUCGAUUUUAGCAUUAUACUUUUGUAGGAACAAGACCAGAUAUUUAUGGAGAGAUAUGCCGCAGAAUUACAUGGAAAUUUGGUUCGAGAUGCUGUUAUGGAUGCGGUCGGAGAAUUUUUGUGGAAGAUACGAUCGAUGGAGGGGAUGCUAAGGAUGGAUUGAAUUCCUCCUUUGAUUUCUAUUGAGAUAAAGAGUCAAGGAAAAAGGCGUAGAAAAUUGGGUAUUCUUUUCGAGACCUGGAAAAGACAUCGAAAUGUCAGUCUUGGCCUGCUUUUUGGCUAUGUAAAUUGAGAAAUACGGUUAUCGCUUCUCACUUCACCUCCUCUGGACCGGGAUUUAUUGAAUUGAUAGUCUUUUGAGGGCAAGAUGACAUAGUUAUAUUCAUGAAUUUCAGGCUUAUAUUAUGGUCUUUUACUUAUUUGAGUUUGCUUGUUCGUUCAACCGUUAAACAGCAUUGAGCUGUGGUUUGCAACUACGAGUAGCUACCUAGCUCAUGUCUACUUCACAUCAUCCCCUACUCAGACCCGGGAGUGAAAACGACGGGGAAGUAUGGCGAGUUUACUGAGCCGAGAUUAGUUCAUGCUUAGCCAAGUUGCUUCCAAUAUUUAGUGGUUAGGCUGGGUUCCAAUAACGAAAGAUUUCAAAUUUUGACUUUGUAUAAUAU